This is a messenger RNA of Spinacia oleracea (spinach), 1364 nucleotides long. RefSeq names its product staphylococcal-like nuclease CAN2. Gene Ontology annotation, cellular component: cytoplasm. The record is from RefSeq and is a predicted model, not a curated record. NCBI's taxonomy places the organism in Eukaryota, Viridiplantae, Streptophyta, Magnoliopsida, Caryophyllales, Amaranthaceae. Bases 134 to 1138 code for a protein of 334 amino acids. The transcript is spliced from 9 exons.
CUGUCAUCCUGAAUUCCUGAUAUUCCUUCUUUUCCUCACAAAAUUCUCUCUCUUCUUUCUUUCUUUCUUGCUCUCCAUUCUUGGAUCAAAAAAACCACAAACAGAAGCAUUAGCUAGCUGAUCAAACAAAAUAAUGGGAAACGCCCUCAGAUUUCUGUACAAGAACUGCAUCCACCCUACGACUACAGACUCCCAGUCGUACGGCCCCCACGGUGUUUCUGCACAGAAUGCCGGAGUCUCGGCCUUAGCCAAGGAUCUCCUCCACUUUGAAGCCACAUCCCAGGUACCUGAAGGUCUUACUAAGCAUGUUGUAUCCUCUAAGAAAGCUCAGGCCAACUGGUAUAGAAAAAUUCUACAAGCAUGGAAGGAAGCCAAGCCCCCACCAAAAACCCCAGAGGAAACAUCAAGGCUCAUCAUUGCAACCUUGAAAAACCACCAGAAGGCAGAUGUGGAGGGCUUACUUGCCUUCUAUGGCUUGCCUCUUCCUCAUUCAUUAGUCGAACUGUCAACUGGAGUGCCGUCCGCGCACCCUGAUGGGGUGAAGUACGAGCUCCAUACUUUACCGGUGGAUGCAAAGGCAGUAGCAGAUGGAGAUACCAUAACUGUAUAUGUAAGUACUGCAGACCCUCGAGAGUCUUCUUCAGUUCCUAAAGAAGUGCACACUGCGGCAAUCCAACGGUCAAAGGCACGUGCCGAGAGAGAUUAUCCCAAGGCAGAUGCCCUUCAUAAGAAAAUAAUCGAUCAGAAUUACAGGGUUAUUCCUAUUCAAAAUGAUGAAGUUCUAGCCAAAAAGUAUCGGAUUCGAUUAAGGGGAAUAGAUGCACCUGAGAGUGCAAUGCCAUUCGGGAAGCAGGCGAAAGAGGAGCUGACUAAUCUUGUACAAGGAAAGAGCUUAAGGGUUCUCGUCUAUGGAGAAGACCGUUAUAGUCGCUAUGUAGGGGACAUCUACUGCAACGGCAUAUUUGCACAGGAAGUGAUGCUGAAGAAAGGAUUAGCAUGGCACUACGCAGCCUACGACCGCCGUGCAGAACUAGCAAAUUGGGAAAAGGAGGCACGGGCUAAGAGGGUAGGGCUAUGGGCUUCAAAAAAUGCAGAGGAGCCAUGGGAAUGGAGAAAAAACAAACGUGAAGGAAGAUAAAUAACACGCAGUGAAAGCUAGAAUCAAGAUACAAUUUCCUCAACUUUACUGGAAGCAGUGUGAAUGAUACAGAGAGGCACUAUUAUUGUACAACAUGUAUUGAUUUUGUUGAAUAUUAUGUAUAUUGUUUAUGUUUUAUUGUUUAUUAGUCACUCCUGUAUUUGAGCAAUAUCUUUUAGGCUGCAAUAAACAAGCAUCAAUACAAGCGGAAUGGAACUUCCGGCCA